AUGUCAAGUUUAUAUAGUUUAUCUAAACUUGAACAACUCCCAAUUGAAUUAUUGGAAUUAAUAUUUAUAUUUUCACGUAAUCCAUUAUUCACGCAAGUUUCAAAGAAAUUCAAUCAACUUUUCAAACCAACACUUAGUUUAAAGGUCCGUUGGUUAAUGAAUAUUAGUAAUGAAAAUUAUUUGAAAGCAUUAUAUAGAGGAGUUAGAUUCAAAUUUUUUGAUAAAGAAUUAUUAUUUCGUUUAGAUACAUUACAUCUACAACAAUAUUUAAAGAAUCAUAAUAUAAUAGAAACCAAAUUACCACCAACUAUCAUACCAUACACAGAACGAGCAAUUCCAUAUAGGUUUUUUUCAUCACCAGAUCCUGAAGGAAAAUUGAUAGAAUUAACAAAAAUAUUAUUAGAUAGAAAAGCAUCACCAGAUGAACCUGAUGGUUACCCAAUCAUAAAGUCUGCAGCUGCAGGUAAAGAAGAUAUGAUAAGGCUGUUGUUGGAAUAUGGUGCAAACCCAAAUAUUAAAUCAGGCACAGCUAUUACCAUAUGUGUAAAAUAUAAUAGACUCUCAAUCAUAAAACUUUUGAUUGAAAAAGGUGGAAAACCAAAGUCUAAAGAUGUCAAAGUAGCUAUUAAAGAUGGAAAUUGGUAUUUGGCUGAAUAUUUGGCAAGAAAUGGAGCAGAAAUUUCACUAGAUACAAGAAAAGCAAUAAGUGAAAGGAGAUCAGAUAUAAAAUAG
This is a messenger RNA of Entrophospora sp. SA101, 732 nucleotides long. The record is from the annotation of a GenBank genome assembly. NCBI's taxonomy places the organism in Eukaryota, Fungi, Glomeromycota, Glomeromycetes, Entrophosporales, Entrophosporaceae.